AUGGCGUGCGCCGAUGGUUUCUGCAAGGUGGUGCGAUACCUCAGCCGCGAAGAGAAGCGCAAAGAGUACGACCAUGAUAUGGAAAAUGCUCGCGAGCCUUGGCAAGAUCUCCGUAAUGACAUGAUCCGCAUCGGACACCAAUACUCCGACCAUACUACUGGCAUCACGAAUAUCGGGGAGAGCCUGCACGAUGCCUGGGACGAGCUUAUUCAUGCCGCAAAGAUCAUCCCAUCUGCCAGCUCCGAGCAUGAUCCCUGA
This is a messenger RNA of Phialemonium atrogriseum, 258 nucleotides long. RefSeq lists its product as uncharacterized. The record is from RefSeq and is a predicted model, not a curated record. NCBI's taxonomy places the organism in Eukaryota, Fungi, Ascomycota, Sordariomycetes, Cephalothecales, Cephalothecaceae. Bases 1 to 258 code for a protein of 85 amino acids. The transcript has a single exon.